Oreochromis niloticus (Nile tilapia) is the source of this 2574-nucleotide messenger RNA. RefSeq names its product T-box transcription factor 16 (gene tbx16). Gene Ontology annotation, molecular function: DNA-binding transcription factor activity, RNA polymerase II-specific; RNA polymerase II cis-regulatory region sequence-specific DNA binding. The transcript has 9 exons. The coding region runs from base 763 to 2151 and encodes 462 amino acids. Gene Ontology annotation, biological process: heart morphogenesis; regulation of transcription by RNA polymerase II; positive regulation of DNA-templated transcription. The record is from RefSeq and is a predicted model, not a curated record. Gene Ontology annotation, cellular component: nucleus; chromatin. Lineage: Eukaryota; Metazoa; Chordata; Actinopteri; Cichliformes; Cichlidae.
UUAUGCAAUGUAUCAGAGAAAAGCCUGUGUACUUUGACUAAGUUAUUGAAAACACUGCUGAUUUUCUGAAAAAUAAAAAAAUAGACGCUACCUGUAUGCACGCACAGACCGCAGUGCUUUAACCCGUUUACACAGACCUUCAGCUGUGUUUCUCUCAGUUGUGCCAAAUGAAUUAUAAUGACUUUUUUUAACCACGUUGCACAAACACACUAAAUGGCAUUUUCAUGAGCAGACUCAGUGUGUGUGUGUGUGUGAGGGGAAUAUUUACACAGGUUUUGCUGCACUGAGUUAUGUGUUCUGCAGCAGGGAAGUCCAUCUCUAUUUGUCUCUUAGCAGUUAAUAAAGAUGCAUUUCCUUCACCCCCCACCUUCCUGUGGGGAUGGUAUCAAGCCUCUGUUAAGUCUCUUUGAUUUCCAGCACUCUCCAAUCACAGUGGGACUCCAACCCAUCAUUGUGCCACUUCAAAAGGAUGCCCCCCCCUGGCCCCACCCACUUCUGGGCUACCCUUAAAAGUCAUGGUCAUCCCAUCCUGCAAGGACUCAGCAUCUCUGAAACAUCUGCAGCGAGGACUGAUUUGACCUUCUGACUUCCUUUCUGGGCUGUUGGAUUUUUCUUUUGCAUGUGAGGAAGGAGACCCAGGAGACAGAGCAGAGCUGAAGACACACUUUGGAUAUCACACACCUGGACUGAGGUGUGUCUUUUUUUUUUCUUCUUUUUUUUUAAGCCUUUUGAGUCAAAAACAUAUCAAGUUGAAUCCAAAGGAUGCAGUCCAUCAGAGACUUGAAGUCCAACUUCAGCGGGCCUCCUCCGCCCCCCAUGGCUCCCGGACCUGAUGCCUAUCUGCAGGGUAAUAUCAGGAUGACUCUGGAGGACACUGAACUGUGGAAGACCUUCUAUGAAAUAGGGACAGAGAUGAUCAUCACUAAACCGGGAAGGCGAAUGUUUCCACAUUGCAAAGUGAAUCUAUCCGGGCUUAUUCCAUGUGCCAAGUACGUGUUGUUGGUCGACAUGGUCCCAGAGGAUGGUUUCAGGUAUAAGUGGAAUAAAAAGAAGUGGGAGGUAGCAGGAAAAGCGGAGCCUCAGCCUCCCUGCAGAACCUACCUCCACCCAGACUCUCCAGCACCAGGGAGUCACUGGAUGAAGCAGUCCGUCUCCUUCCUCAAGCUCAAGCUGACCAACAACACGCUCGACCAGCACGGCCAUAUCAUUUUGCACUCCAUGCAUCGCUACCACCCGCGCUUCCACAUCGUCCAGGCAGACGACCUGUUCAGUGUGCGCUGGAGUGUUUUCCAGACCUUCACCUUCCCAGAGACUUCCUUCACUGCAGUCACUGCCUACCAGAACACCAAAAUUACAAAGCUGAAGAUCGAUCACAACCCAUUUGCAAAAGGCUUCCGGGAUGAAGGCACUAAUAAGAAAAGACGUGCCAACAAGGACCCAUCGUGCCUUGAGAAGAGGACCAAGGCAUCAGACAUUUUGAACUCUGAAGAAGACAGUCCACCAGACUUCUGCCAGUCUUCGUAUGACGGUUUCGACGGAGAGGAUGAAGAGCUGCCCAAAAGAAAAGAAGAGGAUGGUGUCAAAGAGGAGCGCUACUCUCCUUGGGAUGCUGAGAGAGAGCACAGAGUGAGGACUGACUCUCCUGUUGGGGCAGACACAAGAGAUCUCUACAGCACAGAGCAGCUUGUUCCUACUCCAGCUUCCUACCAGUCAUACAGGUUCCAUGAGUAUGGAAAGUCCCCGUCCCCCUCUUCCAGCAUCGGCAGCAGCAACAGCAGAUCCGGACGCAGCAGCUUUGAGUCCAGGGUUCCCGACAUAGCCACGGUCCCUGAUCACGACUCUUCAAAGCCCCGUGAGGUUGGCCCUUCCAGCUGUGGCCCCCAGCACCUCCCGGGCCCCCAGGACUACACGGGGGUGCUCAACAUGUCUGUGGCCCAGGCCAGCAAGCCGGGGGUCAUUGGUCACCACAUCUACAACCCCUACAGCACCGAGCAGCCCCUGGGCCAGUGGGGCGGCCCAGGUCCUUCCCAGUAUCCCCCUCCUCACCAUCUGACCACUGACUACACCACGCAAGCUGUGCAUCACAGCUAUCACCAUGGCAACGUGGCCGAGUGGAGCCAGUACCCGCUGUUCUCUUAUUCGUGCUGGUGAAGGGAUCUCCACCGUCAACUGAGAGUUACUUUACCGCUGCUGCUUAUGAUGCCAUCUUGACAAAAAGCUGAUCCCAGCACUCACAGCUGUGAGAGCGCAUGCCUAAACAAGGCUGAGGGCCACAAUCCUGCAGCCAGAGUGAGAAACACUGAGAGGAGAGAGUAAGAAUAAGGAAUGGCUCUGUCUGCUGUUCCGACUGGCAGGAUGCAAACCGGCCAUUUUAUGCUGAGUGCAACUCGAGUUUGUGGUUUGAUUGUUUGAAAAAAACAAAACAAAAAAACCAACUAUUUAUUUUGCAUUUCACCUCGUUUCCUGGUGUAAAUAAAUAUUUUUGUAAAAAGCUAAGAAUAAUAAUGUAAGAGUUAAUCAUUCGUGUGCAAUUAUUGUUUGUCGAAUUGUGGUGUGACCUAAAAAAACAUAAAA